GUACUUUUUGACCAUUAAGAAAAAAAGAGUAGAAAAACCCUGGUAUCCUGCGGAAAAAGUAGUGAAAAUUUACUAAAACUAAGACACGGAGAGAGAGAGUGGAGUGGCGAGGACGAUGAUGGAUACUGAGAAGCUUGAAGACCUAAAGCAUUUUGUGGAGCUUUGCAAAGAGAAUCCUUCAAUUUUACAGAAUCCUUCCCUAACCUUUUUCAAGAGCUUUCUCGAAAGCUUGGGUGCUCAAGUUCCUCCGUCGGUUAAAUCUGAACAAGGUGGAGAAGAGCAUCAUGAUGAACUGGAUGAAGACAUUAUAGAAUCUGAUGUCGAGCUGGAUAACACUGAUAUUGUGGAACCUGACAAUGAUCCUCCACAACAGAUGGGAGAUUUUAUAAGUGAAGUAACAGAUGAAAAUCGAGAUGCUGCUCAAAUUUCAAGAGCGAAAGCACUGGAUGCAAUAUCUGAAGGCAAGCUUGAUGAAGCCAUAAGUCAUUUAACUGAAGCUAUUUUGUUGAAUUCAACUUCUGCAAUAUUAUACGCAACAAGAGCUAAUGUCUUCAUUAAGUUGAAAAAACCCAAUGCUGCGAUCCGCGAUGCUGAUGCCGCUUUAAAGGUCAACCCUGUCUCAGCAAAAGGAUACAAAGUGAGGGGUAUGGCUCGAGCAAUGUUGGGCUUAUGGAAAGAGGCAGCUAGCGAUCUUCGUGUGGCAUCCAUGAUAGAUUUUGAUGAGGAGAUUGCCGAGAUACUUAAAAAGGUUGAACCUAAUGCUCACAAAAUUGAAGAGCACUGCCGAAAGUAUCAACGGCUGCGAGAAGAGAAGAAGUUGAGAAAAAUUGAGCGUGACAGUCAGCAGCGUCAGGCAGAAUCAAAGGCAGCUAAUGAAAAGAGUAAAAAGAAAGAACAGCAAUCUGAACAUGAAGCUUCUGAUCCUGACUCUACUUCUGAUUUGAAUUAUGGAAAAAUUGUUGGUAUCCAUUCUGUGAGCGAACUAGAGACGAAGUUAAAUGCUGUUUCAAAAGUAUCACGUCUAGCUAUACUUUACUUCACUGCAACAUGGUGUGGACCAUGUCGUUUUAUUUCUCCAUUUUAUACAAGCCUACCUGAAAAAUAUCCAAAAGUUGCAUUUUUGAAGGCUGAUAUUGACGAGGCUAGAGAUGUGGCUUCAAGAUGGAACGUCAGUAGUGUUCCAGCUUUCUUUUUCAUAAAAAACGGCAAGGAGGUCGACAAGGUUGUAGGUGCUGACAAGAAUUCACUGGAAAAGAAGAUCGCCCAGUAUGCAGGCUAACUUUGCAAAUAGUCUGCUGUGUUGUGAAUUAAAUGCCUUUGCUUUGUUGAAAUAAAAGGCAUAUUUAUUUAUUUUAACUUUCUUUCAGUGGAGAAGUGUUUUCAAGGUUUACUAAUUAGACUGUUGUAAAAAUAUCUGAUGCAACUUGAUUCAAGGAGAUUUCUGUAGUUUCUUUUGAUGAAUCUAAGCAGACAUAUAUGAAUAGCUCAUCUUAUAAAUAAAAAAAUUAGGCAACUUAUUUUA
Messenger RNA from Solanum tuberosum (potato), 1522 nucleotides. Its product is annotated as TPR repeat-containing thioredoxin TDX. Gene Ontology annotation, molecular function: protein dimerization activity; Hsp70 protein binding. The record is from RefSeq and is a predicted model, not a curated record. Bases 116 to 1279 code for a protein of 387 amino acids. NCBI's taxonomy places the organism in Eukaryota, Viridiplantae, Streptophyta, Magnoliopsida, Solanales, Solanaceae. The transcript is spliced from 11 exons. Gene Ontology annotation, cellular component: histone deacetylase complex.